Coregonus sp. 'balchen' is the source of this 8777-nucleotide messenger RNA. NCBI's taxonomy places the organism in Eukaryota, Metazoa, Chordata, Actinopteri, Salmoniformes, Salmonidae. The record is from the annotation of a GenBank genome assembly.
AUAUAAAAUCCACAGAAGAAGAAGCCAUCCCCAAAAUUAACGAACGUUUACCAAAAAAUCUGUAGCUAUAAGAGUGACAGAAUUAGCUAAUAAACUUAUUUUAUACAAAUCAAGGACUGUCUGUUCUCAGUACAAAACAUAAGAAGCAACUCUUGAAAUAGCGUUAUCCGCGUCAGAGGAGGAAAAACGUGUCUGUUUCAUCAGCUCGAGAAAGAUAACGUUACAUGGUAGUUAGCUAGUGUAGCUACAUUAGUUGUCAACAAUAAUCCGCCUGGCAUUUAUUAGGUUAGCUGCCUAGAAAGUUUAAUCUGUUCAAAGGUGUCAUCAGGCCUGCUUCCUGCUUUUGUUGUGUCGACUUGUUUGACAGAAUGGACAAAGAUGGUGAGUUGAAGUCUUAUUGAUGAACUUGAUGAGUAGACAUACUAGACCCAUAUGGCCAUAGAUUCCUGCAUUGUCUUGCCUGCCCUACAGUUGCUUUCAUGGGGGUUGUUUCCAUACGUGCACAACACUAUCCAUACAACUCUAAAUAAAGGAUAAGAUUUUGAGUGAGAGUGUAAUCAAGUAUAAUGUGUUUCCAUUUGACUUUGACUUGCCCAUGGCCAUUUCCUUUCAGAGCUGGUGGAGUACUUCAGGACACAAGUGAGACAGGACCCUGAGGUGCCCUCUGCUGUGGCAGCUAUCCGCACUCUCCUGGAGUUCCUCAAAAGAGACCAAAGUCAGAUGUCUUUUAAAUAACUUUUCUAUCCUCCACUUGUUAUACUGAUAUCUAGUGAAUCAGAAGGCACAUCUUUUGUCUGAUGGUUACUGAAUUCAAGAUAUUUUCCUCAUCACUGCUGAAGAGUUUUUUAAUUAGUAAGUUAUUAGCAAACAGACAAGUUGUGGUAUUGAUUGGCUGAUGCUUUAUGUCCCUGAGCAGGUGAGACCAUCCUGGGCCUGAGAGAGAACCUGACCCAGACCAUUGGGCGUCUGGAGGAGGCUGACUCCUCUGUGGCUGUCUCGUCUGGUGGUGAACUGUUCCUUCGCUUCAUCAGCCUCACGUCGCUGGAGCACCCUGUGAGUAGAGGGCCCUCACCUAUCCUCCUUGCUGCAACGCCAAGGCUACUCUUAUACACUCAGAGCCCACUUUAAAGUGAUUUUACAUGUAUUCAAUACGUGAGUAGCUUGAGUUGUCCAACGUAACAUCAUGAUUUAAGAUGUCAUUUUCAGAAAUAUGAAGAGUUUUCUUUAUCCCCCAAACAGGAUCUUUCUCAAUGCAAGAAAGUGAUGGUAGAGAGAGGAGAGCUCUUUCUUAAGAAAAUCUCCCUUUCCAGGAGUAAAGUAGCAAAACUCUGCCAUACCUUUAUCAAGGAUGGAGCUGUAAGUAUUUGUAUUGAAUUUUGUUUAAUGAAGAUUCCAAAACCCGCUCCACUGGGACACUCAUGGUGAUACUGCCUCUGACAAACACUGUUCCCUAUUGUCAUUCACAGAAAAUACUGACACACUCCUCCUCCCGGGUGGUUCUUAAGGUACUGGAGAGUGCAGCAGCCGACAAGAAACGCUUACAUUUACAUUUACAUUUUAGUCAUUUAGCAGACGCUCUUAACCAGAGCGACUUACAGGAGCAAUUAGGGUUAAGUGCCUUGCUCAAGGGCACAUUAACGUCAUUUAGCAGACGCUCUUAGCCAGAGCGACUCACAAAUUGGUGCGUUCACCCUAUAGCCAGUGGGAUAACCACUUUACAAUUUGGGGGGGGGGGGGGGGGUUAGAAGGAAUACUUUAUCCUAUCCCAGGUAUUCCUUAAAGAGGUGGGGUUUCAAAUGUCUCCGGAAGGUGGUGAGUGACUCCGCUGUCCUGGCGUCGUGAGGGAGCUUGUUCCACCAUUGGGGUGCCAGAGCAGCGAACAGUUUUGACUGGGCUGAGCGGGAGCUGUGCUUCCGCAGAGGAAGGGGAGCCAGCAGGCCAGAGGUGGAUGAACGCAAUGUCCUCGUUUGGGUGUAGGGACUGAUCAGACCCUGAAGGUACAGAGGUGCCGUUCCCCUCACUGCUCCAUAGGCAAGCACCAUGGUCUUGUAGCGGAUGCGAGCUUCAACUGGAAGCCAGUGGAGUGUGCGGAGGAGGGGGGUGACGUGAGAGAACUUGGGAAGGUUGAACACCAGACGGGCUGCGGCAUUCUGGAUGAGUUGUAGGGGUUUAAUGGCACAGGCAGGGAGCCCAGCCAACAGCGAGUUGCAGUAGUCCAGACGGGAGAUGACAAGUGCCUGGACCAGGACCUGCGCCGCUUCCUGUGUAAGGCAGGGUCGCACUCUCCGAAUGUUGUAGAGCAUGAACCUGCAGGAGCGGGUCACCGCCUUGAUGUUGGCGGAGAACGACAGGGUGUUGUCCAGGGUCACGCCUAGGCUCUUCGCACUCUGGGAGGAGGACACAGCGGAGUUGUCAACCGUGAUGGCGAGAUCAUGGAACGGGCAGUCCUUCCCCGGGAGGAAGAGCAGCUCCGUCUUGCCAGGGUUCAGCUUGAGGUGGUGAUCCGUCAUCCAUACUGAUAUGUCUGCCAGACAUGCAGAGAUGCGAUUCGCCACCUGGUUAUCAGAAGGGGGAAAGGAGAAGAUUAGUUGUGUAUCGUCAGCGUAGCAAUGAUAGGAGAGACCAUGUGAGGAUAUGACAGAGCCAAGUGACUUGGUGUAUAGGGAGAAAAGGAGAGGGCCCAGAACCGAUCCCUGGGGGACACCAGUGGUGAGAGCACGUGGUGCGGAGACAGCUUCCCGCCACGCCACUUGGUAGGAGCGACCGGUCAGGUAGGACGCAAUCCAGGAGUGAGCCGCGCCGGAGAUGCCCAUCUCGGAGAGGGUGGAGAGGAGGAUCUGAUGGUUCACAGUAUCAAAGGCAGCAGACAGGUCUAGAAGGACAAGAGCAGAGGAGAGAGAGUUAGCUUUAGCAGUGCGGAGAGUCUCCGUGACACAGAGAAGAGCAGUCUCAGUUGAAUGACCAGUCCUGAAACCUGAUUGGUUUGGAUCAAGAAGGUCAUUCUGAGAGAGAUAGCAAGAGAGUUGGCUAAAGACGGCACGCUCAAUAGUUUUGGAAAGAAAAGAAAGAAGGGAUACUGGUCUGUAGUUGUUGACAUCAGUGGGGUCGAGUGUUGGUUUUUUGAGGAGGGGAGCAACUCUCGCUCUCUUGAAGACGGAAGGGACAUGGCCAGCGGUCAAGGAUGAGUUGAUCAGCGAGGUGAGGUAGGGGAGAAGGUCACCGGAGAUGGUCUGGAGAAGGGAGGAGGGGAUGGGGUCAAGCGGGCAGGUUGUUGGGCGGCCUGCAGUCACAAGUCGCAGGAUUUUAUCUGGAGAGAGAGGGGAGAAAGAAGUCAAAGCAUAGGGUAGGGCAGUGUGAGCAGGACCAGCAGUGUUAUUAGACUUAACAAACGAGGAUCGGAUGUCGUCAACCUUCUUUUCAAAGUGGUUGACGAAGUCAUCCACAGAGAGAGAGGAGGUGGGGGGGGGGGGGGAGGAGGAUUCAGGAGGGAGGAAAAUGUGGCAAAGAGCUUCCUAGGGUUAGAGGCAGAUGCUUGGAAUUUAGAGUGGUAGAAGGUGGCCUUAGCAGCAGAAACAGAUGAAGAAAAUGUAGAGAGGAGGGAGUGAAAAGAUGCCAGGUCGGUAGGGAGUUUAGUUUUCUUCCAUUUCCUCUCCGCUGCCCGGAGCUCUGUUCUGUGAGCUCGCAGUGAGUCAUCAAGCCACGGAGCUGGGGGGGAGGACCGAGCCGGCCGGGAGGAUAGGGGACACAGAGAGUCAAAGGAUGCAGAAAGGGAGGAGAGGAGGGUUGAGGAGGCAGAAUCAGGAGAUUGGAGGGAGAAGGAUUGAGCAGAGGGAAGAGAUGAUAGGAUGGAAGAGGAGAGAGUAGUGGGAGAGAGAGAGCGAAGGUUGCGGCGGCGCAUUACCAUCUGUGUAGGGGCAGAGUGAGUAGUGUGGGAGGAGAGCGAGAGAGAAAAGGAAACAAAGUAGUGGUCGGAGACUUGGAGGGGAGUUGCAGUGAGAUUAGUAGAGGAGCAGCAUCUGGUGAAGAUGAGGUCAAGCGUAUUGCCUGCCUUGUGAGUAGGGGGGGACGGUGAGAGGGUGAGGUCAAAAGAGGAGAGGAGUGGAAAGAAGGAGGCAGAGAGAAAUGAGUCAAACGUGGACAUAGGGAGGUUGAAAUCCCCCAAAACUGUGAGGGGUGAGCCAUCCUCAGGAAAGGAACUUAUCAAGGCGUCAAGCUCGUUAAUGAACUCUCCAAGGGAACCUGGAGGGCGAUAGAUGACAAGGAUAUUAAGCUUAAAUGGGUUAGUGACUGUGACAGCAUGGAAUUCAAAUGAGGAGAUAGACAGAUGGGUUAGGGGAAAAAUUGAGAAUGUCCACUUGGGAGAGAUGAGGAUUCCUGUACCACCACCCCUCUGACCAGAUGCUCUCGGGGUAUGCGAGAACACAUGGUCAGACGAGGAGAGAGCAGUAGGAGUAGCCGUGUUUUCAGUGGUGAUCCAUGUUUCCGUCAGCGCCAGGAAGUCGAGGGACUGGAGGUUGGCAUAGGCUGGGAUGAAGUCAGCUUUGUUGGCAGCAGAACGGCAGUUCCAGAGGCUGCCUGCGACCUGGAACUCCAGGUGAGGGGUGCGAGCAGGGACCACCAGGUUGGAGAGGCAGCAGCCGCGCGGUGUUGUGCGUUGUUUGUGUAGCCUGCGCAGAGAGGAGAGAACAGGGAUAGGCAGAGGCAUAGUUGACAGGCUGUAGCAAAUGGCUACAAAAAUGCAGAGGAGAUCGGAAUGAAAUGAGCUAAGCAUCUGGGAGAGGAGAGAGGGGGGCCUCCCUCACCAAAAACUUCUACCUCAGAAACUAAAAUUGUUUCACUGAACAGUUGUUCAAUGUUUAAAGGAAUAAACUCAAACCCACUUUAUUCAGCUAGCCAACUAUGACACCAUAGCUGACUAGCAUGCUAGCAUCCAAUAACACACAGUUUAACACACAGUUAAGCACAAAUACUCACAACAAACCACCAAUAGUGUGUUAACUAGCUAACCAGCAUGCCAGCAUCCAGUAACACACAGCCAAGCACAAACACUUGGUCACAGCAAACCACCAAUAGUGUGAUAACACACUAAACAGAUCAUUCGUGUCUGUGUCAAGUUCCUUUCAUGGCGCAGCAAUGAUUCAACAUUGGCUAGCUAGGACAAGUCUAUGUCACUGAGUCUACACACAGGACAAGACUAUGUCAGGACAAGACUAUGAGUCUACACACAGGACAAGACUAUGUCACUGAGUCUAUGUCGCUUCACUGUCUAUGUCACUGAGUCACAACCAGACUCUGCAGGGUGUGUGGUCAACACAAACACAUGCAUAUGUCAAACUAAGUAAGUAAGUAAGCCCUAAAGAAGAACUUGAAAGACUAUUCAUGUGUACUCUUGUCUCUUUCCAGACAAAAAAUGGCUGACAAAUUACGGAAACUAAACAUUCCGGUCACAGUGGUUCUUGAUGCUGCAGUGGGGUAAAUGUCUAAAUCAUUUCAGUUGAUACAUGAAAUGAUUACAUAAAUCAGAUAGCCUAGCUCAAUCACACCAUGUUUCUUCGAAAGACCAUAUACAGUGCCUUCAGAAAGUAUUUAUACCUCUUGACUUAUUCCACAUUUUUGUUGUUAGUCUGAAUUACAUUGAAAUUGUUUCUCACCCAUCUACACACAAUACCAGAUAAUGACAAAGUGAAAACAUGUUUGCUAAUUUAUUUAAUUAAAUACAGAAAUAUCUCAUUUACAUAAGUAUUCACACCCCUUUACUAUGACACUCCAAAUUGAGCUCGGGUGCAUCCAAUUGCCUUUGAUCAUCCUUGCGAUGUCACUCCAACUUGAUUGGAAUACACCUGUGGCCAAUUCAAUUGUUUGGACAUGAUUUAGAAAGAAACACCUGUCUAUAUAAUGUCCCACAGUUGACAGUGCAUGUCAGAGCAGAAACUAUACCAUGAAGUCCAAGGAACUGUCCAUAGAUCUCUGAGAGAGAAUUGUGAUGAGGCAUAUAUCUGGGGAAGGGUAUAAAACAAUUUCUAUAGUGUUAAAGGUUUCCAAGAGCACAGUGGUCUCCAUAAUUCUGAAAUGGAAAAAAUAUGGAACUACCCAGAGCUGGCCGUCCGCCCAAACUGGGCAAGUAGGACCUUGGUCAGGGAGGUAACCAAGAACCCAAUGACCACUCUGACAGAACUACAGAGUUCAUUGGCUGAGAUGGGAGAACCUGCCAGAACAGUCUCUACAGCAGUUCACCAAUCUGGGCUUUAUUGGAGAGUGGCCAGACGGAAGCCAAUCCUGAGGAAAAAGGCACGUGACAGCACGCCUGGAGUUUGCAAAAAGGCACAUGAAAGACCGAUCAUAAGGAAAACGAUUCUGUGGUCUAAUGAGACAAAAAUUGAAUUUUUUUGCCUGAAUGCAAAGCGCUAUGUCUGGAGAAAACCAGGCACAGCUCAUCACCUGUCUAACACCAUCCCUACCUUGAAGCAUGGUGGUGGCAGCAACAUGCUAUGGGGAUGCUUUUCAGCGGCAUGGACUGGGAGACUGGUAAGGAUAGAGGGAACAAUGAAGGGGGCAAAAUACAGGAAAAUCCUUGAUGAUAAUCUGCUUCAGCAUACAAACGACCUUAGACUGAGGCGAAUAUUUGCAUUCUAACAGGACAAUGACCCCAAGCAUACGGCCAAAGCAACGCUGGAAUGACUUCAGAACAAGAAUGUGAAAUUCCUUGAGUGGCCCAGCCACAGUAGCCUACUUGGCCACUGUUAAAAGUAACUUAAAGCGGGUACAGCCUCAGUGUUAACAGAAUUUUCACAAAGUUGAAGUUUGCGCUCAGCAGACCUGAAAUUUGCUUAGUGUUGAAAAAAAUGUGAGGGAACAUUGCUUAUGUACAUUGAACAAAUGUGCUGAGGAGUAUUUCUGUCUGUAAUAAAGCCCUUUUGUGGGCGGAAAAUGAAUUCUGAUUGGCUGAGCCUGGCUCCCCAGUCGUGAAAUUCAUAGAUCAAGGCCUAAUUUAUUUAUUUAAAUUGACUGAUUUCCUUAUAGGAAUUGUAACUCAGUAAAAUAUUUGAAAUUGUUGUGUUUAUAUUUUUGUUCAGUAUGAGAGAUUUCUGUAUUUCAUAUUCAUAAAUUUGCUAACAUUUCGAAAAAUAUUUUCACCUUGUCAUUAUGGGGUAUUGUGUGUGUGUGUGGAUGGGUGAGAUAAUCUAUUUUGAAUUCAGGCUGUAACACUGGAAUAAAUCAAGGGGUAUGAAUACUUUCUGAAGGUACUGUAAAUACCCUAUGUUUUAUCUAUACCCACCUUUUGGAUUUGCACAGGUAGCCUAAAUUAACGAAGCAGUCAGUGAAAUCUGUAUUUUAUUACAGUACUGAAAAUGUUUUUUGUUAAAGGUAUAUCAUGGAAAAGGUGGACCUGGUGAUAGUGGGUGCAGAGGGAGUGGUGGAAAGUGGCGGCAUUAUCAAUAAGGUAUAUUAUGAAUUGGAUAACACACCAUUCAGACACAUUCUGGACAGUCUUAUGUUAAUGUCCUUGGAUGUUACCAUUUACAACACAUAGCGUUUUACCCUAUAUUCUGCAUGCAAUUCACAUGACAGAUUGGCACCUAUCAACUGGCUGUGUGCUCCAAGGCUCACAACAAGCCUUUCUACGUUGUGGCAGAAAGCUUCAAAUUCGUCCGACUCUACCCUCUAAAUCAGCAAGAUGUCCCAGAACGAUUUAAGGUAAUAGCACCAAAAUAUGUUAAUUUGACUGUAUAGUGAUAAUGCUGUAGUUAUUUGAUGUCCUAACUAGUGGUUUCACUUUGCUCUCUGUAUCUCCAGUAUAAAGCAGACACACUGAAGGCAGUGGAAGACCUAGCAGAAGAACACCCCAUGAUUGACUACACACCGCCAUCGCUGAUUACUCUUCUUUUCACAGACCUGGGGGUUCUCACUCCUUCAGCAGUCAGUGAUGAACUUAUUAAGCUGUACUUGUAAACCACCACUAGAAUACUGACAAUAAACACCAUCAAAUGGAUGAACUUGAUGCAGAUAUGAACAAGUGAAGUCACCGUUCAAUACGCAUAUCAUUAAUAAUGUCAAUUCCCCCAGUGAAUCUGCCUUAAACAAACCAAUAACACUUCUCUGGUGUGUGACUAUUUACCCCCUACUUGUUUUACUGGAGUUUGAAAGGUUCUUCAGACCCAUACCAGACUGUAAAAACCAGCAAUCAUACCGGCAUACUGUAUUAGUAACUUAUUGCAAAUUAGAAGUAAUCAAUCUCAAAAGGAAAAGGAGACUCUUCUUUUUAUUAUUAUGAACAGGACUUGGGUCAUAAGUUGGUCAUCCAUAGUUUAACUUCUCUGAAAGUUUGUCUGAGCUCCAUCUCAUGUGCGUUGGCUCAGAUAAGUUAUUCACCCCAUUAUGUGACCAUUGUCAUCCUCUGUACCCCAAAUAACACAAACAUCCCUUGAACAUAAAUACAAACUAGGAAGGAAUCUGUACGAAACUGUCCUCAUUUGAUAAAUAGAAAUGCUCAAGUGACUUCUUCAAACUGGCAACAGCUCAGAUCCCAUACCAAGGCUUUUUUGUACUGCCCUUGCCCCAAAAUGUAGAAUCAUUACUACAAAAUAUGCCAUUACUUUGUACUUUCCCCAUUAAAUAUGCAUUGUGCGUACUGUGACUGAUUGGCACGGGAAGUGUUAAAAAAAGUGUACAUCAAGCGGAACAGUUGUCUAAAUAAACACAUUUAAAAAGAAUAACAUAUCAAAUACAACACUGGGCUUGGAAUGAUGUGUCCAGUGUGGCUCAGUUGGUAGAGCAUG